AUGAAACAAGUUUAACAAUAUAUAAAAGAUAUUUUAUUUUCCAAUUUAUCAUCUCUAAUCAAAAGAAUCAAGUAUUCUAAAGAACCAAUCACAAAUGAAGAAGUGAGAUAAUAUGUUAGAUCUUAGGUUAGCUCAGAAGAGAUAGUGAAGCAGAUAGAUCAUAUAAAAUAGGACUUCUAUAAUACUAAAAGUAAAGCGAAGUCUAUAAAUUUAUUUUCUGUUACUCGUAAGAUAACAGGUAGAAGCAUGCUAAUUGGUUUUUUAAUGUAUCUUGGCAAGAAUCUUGCAGCAACUUUUAGUAUAUUUCUUAUGGAUUAGAUUACAGAUUUGAUUAAAGUUGAAGGAGAUCUCAGCACUAGCAACAAAAUUAGUAUAUGCUUUUUAUUGUGCUCACUGUUACUUUUGUUUCUUCUUAAGAGUGCCUUUUUUUCCUAAUAUGAAUGGUAUCAAUGCAUUUGGAAAGCUUAAAGCUAAACUCUCUUUUAAUAUCUUAUUUAUGAGAAAUCUUUAAGAAUUCACUUGAGUUACAGCAGCUCAAUAAAUUCGUAAAUAGAACUAUAACCUCAAAAUAAUAAUGAAGGAAAUGAGAAUAAUACUAAUAAUAAUGAAGAUGAAUAGAGUAAUCCUGAUGUUAACAAUUUAAUUACAGUAGAUUGUUAAGAGUUAGAAUAAAGUUAUUGGGGUAUGAUAGAGUUAGGUUGUGGUGUCAUAACAAUAGGUUUAGUCCUCUCUUUAAUUUAUUACAGGAUUGGAGAUGCAAUGCUUUAUGGCAUGUAUAUUCUGUUUGUAGCUGUUUUUCUGAAUGCUAUUACUGCAUAUUUCUUAUAAAAGUAGUAUGAGAAACUGUAUAGUUGGAUGGAUAAAAGAGUGGCAUUAAGUCAAGAUGUCAUAGAGGGAAUCAAAAGUAUUAAAUUUUUAGGAUGGGAAAAAAUAUUUGAAAAUAAAAUUUUAGAUUUCAGAAGUAAAGAAUAUAAACACAUCAUUAUGACAAAAUCAUUAGACUGUAUUAACACUAUAUUUUGGAAUUGUGUUAGUUAUUUUAUGCUUUACUCCUUCUUAACAAAUUUUAUUUCUGAAGAAGAAGGGAAAAGCCUUAAAGACUCAAAUGUCUUUACAUUGAUAGCCUUGUUUGGAUUCCUUUAAUACCCUUUGCUAAAUCUACCUUGGUGCUUCAGUUUAUUGGCAAGAUAAAAUACUUCUUUCAAAAGAAUUCAGUCUUUUUUAAAUGAGACAGAGAUAGAUGAAAAAAAAUAUUAGAGAAUAGAAGACCAAAAUUUUACUAAUAAAUAUAUGUUAGUUGAUGAAAAAGACGGAUACAGCUAAAAGAGAGAAUUUAAUAAUUAGAUAGCAGUAUAGAUUUAUCCUUUGAGUUUUACUUAUGGUUGUAACAAUGAUGAAAGAGAAUAAACAAAUAAGAAUGAUUUAAACUAAAACGUUUUAGAGAUGUAACUGAUUAAAAACGAAAAAACAAAUUCAAACGAUAGUGGGUUAUUUGUUUUAAAUGUUCCUUUGAUUACAAUUAACAAAGGUACACUUAACUUUGUAGUUGGUGAAAUAGGAUCUGGAAAAUCUGCAUUUCUUUAAAGUAUUCUGAAUGAAAUGAAUAUCUUAGAUAGAAUAAACAAUAAAGAUGGAAAAGUAACUAUUUGUGGUUAAAUUGCAUAUGUUUCACAAAAUCACUGGCUAUAAAAUAAAAGCAUUCGUGAAAAUAUUUUAUUUGGCAAUAAGCUAGAUGAGAAAUGGUAUAAUACUUGUAUAGAAGCAUGUGAAUUAAAGAAUGAUCUAAACAAUCAUCCUAAUGGUGACAAUAAAAUAGUUGGACCUGGAGGAAGCAAUUUAAGCGGUGGAUAAAGAUAGAGGAUAUGUUUAUGCAGAGCAAUUUAUUAAAAUGCUGAUAUUUAUUUGUUUGAUGAUAUAUUUAGCAGCCUCGAUACUCAUGUUGCUGAAAAUAUUUACUAAAACGCAAUUAUUUAGCUUUUAUUAAAAGAAAGAAAUAAAACUAUGAUUUUUGUGACCAGUCACUACAAAUAUUUACAAGAUAGAAAAUAUAUAUCUUAAAUACUUUAUUUAAAUAAUGGAAAUAUAAUUACAGACUAAAGUUAAGUUGAUAAGUAUCUUGAUCAGCUUAUUUAUAAGUCUUCUAAGCGUUGCUCAGAAAUAAAUUCCUAUUUAGAUUAGUAGGAUGAAAUAUUAGAAGACUAGGACUCAAAUUUUAUUUAAUAUAACAAAAAGAAAUCUCAUCAAAGUAAUAAACACUCAUUUCACACUUCAAAAUCUCCAAAGAAUGAGCAUGCUGAUAUUAUGAAGCUAAAUGACUACGAUGUAGAUAUAAAUGAAGAAAAAUUAGAAUUGGGUGAAAUUUCAAAUAAAACUAUUUAGCAGUACAUAUAUGAUAUGAAACUUUCACUGUUUAUCUUAUUUGUAGGAAUGCAUCUACUCUUGAAAGCAAUUUAAAUUCUAAUAGAUUUUUGGCUUGGUGAUUAAACUACCGAUGAAAAGCAAAACUUCCCUUUCAUCAAUAGUCUUUUUAACUCGUUUUAUGAGACUUUAUAAGCAUUGAUUCUAUUCUUCCUAUUAGUUGCUACUUUAAAAGGAGUUUUAUUUGUAUUAUGUUCUUUAAACAGUUGUCAAGCAACCUUUAUGAGAUUGAAUACUUGUUUAAUGUAUAGCCACAUGAAAUUCUUUGAUCAAAAUCCUGUUGGUAGAAUUAUAUCUAGAAUUUCAAAAGACAUAAAUUUAAUUGACGAUUACCUUACUUGGAGUGUAAAUGAAUUAGUAGAUUAGCUUGCAUAUUCUCUAAGUUAUCCUAUCGGUAUUAUGAUAUAAUUUCCUUGGAUGUCAUUAUUUAUAGUAUUUUCUAUUGGGAUAGGUUACUUAAUAUCUAACCUAUUUAGAGAAGCUAAUAGAGUUAUAAAGAGAUUGAAUGCCUUGAAUUUAGCUAAAGUAUUGACGAAUAUUAGUGAGACAAAGGAUGGUCUUUCAAUAAUAAGAUCAUUUAAGAAACAGUCUUAUAUGGUUGAGUAGUUUUUGAAGAAUCUAUCAAACAGUAUGAAUAGUUUUGUUGUAGCUUCAUCCAUUUAAAUUUGGAUGAUUAUUAGAUUGCUCAUGAUCAGCAAUAUGCUCUUUUUCUUUAUUGCUUUGACGAUACUUAUAAUAUUUGUUUUUGAUAUUGAUUUUAAUAGGAACUUGAUUGCCUUAUCUCUAACAUAUUCUAUUCUACUUUGUGAAGUUUUUGGAAAUUUAAUAUAUUAUUUCUGUCAUACAGAAGAAAGCAUGAUAAGUGUUGAAAGAGUCAGAUAAUACUAUUCUAAUGAACAAGAAAAUUUGAAAAUUCCAAUCAUGAAAUUAGAAAAAAUCAAAAAUCUUCCAAUUAAUUUUAAUGAUCCUUAAUCUGAAUAGUUUUCUAUUGUUUUCGAAAAUGUUUUUAUGGCUUAUGGUGAAACACCACAAACAAAUACAAAUGAAUAAACUUAAAAUUCUAUAAAAAAUGUGAACGCUUAGCAAAAUAAUCAAGAUUAAGAAAUGUAUAAAAUUAAUAAUAAUAUUUAAGAAACUAACAUAUAAAAUCAAAUGUUAAAUGAUUUUAAAAAUGUAAAGAAAUAAUAACCUCAUUAUGCUCUUAAUAAUAUCAAUUUGAAGAUAAGAAAAGGUGAAAAAAUAGCCUUUUGUGGAAGAACAGGAUCAGGAAAAACAUCAAUUUUAAAUGCUUUAUUUUAUCUGUAUAAAGUUUAGAGUGGAAACAUAUUUAUCAAUAAUAAGAAUAUAAAGUCUUUAUCUUUAACAGAACUAAGAAAUCAGCUAUCAAUUAUACCACAGUUUGGUUUCUUAUAUAAAUCAUCUCUUUAAGGUAAUUUAGUUCCUGACAACAAAAUAUCCUCCCUUGAAAUACAAAAUAAAUUAUGCAAAAUUAACUUAAGCAUAAAAAGAGAUAAUACAUAUCAACCUCCAAAUGAGUUAAAUUAAGGAUAAUAAAGCAAUUUAACUGAAACAAUAAAGCUCAAGUAAGCGGAAAACUCAUAUGAAAAAGACUUGGAUUUCUAAAUUGAUGAUGGAGGUAGUAAUCUAUCGAAUGGUUAAAAAUAAAUUAUUAAUUUCUUUAGAAUAGUUCUAUAAGAUACUGAUAUAGUUUGUCUUGACGAAGCAACGUCAAAUAUGGAUCCAAAAAGUGACUAGGAACUUCAUAAAGCUUUAUUUUCUUUUUGCUAAAAUAAAACAUUGCUAGUAAUUACACACAGAUUAGAAAAUAUUCACGAAUUCGAUAGAGUUGUAGUUAUGGAAAAAGGUUCUAUAAUCGAAUGCGGCCAUGUAUCUGAGCUUAAAUCUAAUCCUAACAGCUUUUUUAAUUUCUUACUUGCAAAUGAACAAAAAGCCUACAAAUGA
Messenger RNA from Tetrahymena thermophila SB210, 4380 nucleotides. RefSeq names its product ABC transporter C family protein. Gene Ontology annotation, cellular component: membrane. NCBI's taxonomy places the organism in Eukaryota, Ciliophora, Oligohymenophorea, Hymenostomatida, Tetrahymenidae. The record is from RefSeq and is a predicted model, not a curated record. The transcript has 6 exons. Gene Ontology annotation, molecular function: ATP binding; ABC-type transporter activity; ATP hydrolysis activity. Gene Ontology annotation, biological process: transmembrane transport.